Messenger RNA from Suillus bovinus, 633 nucleotides. RefSeq lists its product as uncharacterized. The coding region runs from base 1 to 633 and encodes 210 amino acids. The transcript has a single exon. The record is from RefSeq and is a predicted model, not a curated record. NCBI's taxonomy places the organism in Eukaryota, Fungi, Basidiomycota, Agaricomycetes, Boletales, Suillaceae.
AUGUCAAAGAAUGCUGACAUCCUCAAGAAGUCAAAGACGAGCAUCAACACCAGCAGCAUUGCUCAGCUGAAACUGGUUGAGCACAACCCCAGCGAUGACCUUGAGUCACUGUUCUACAUUUUCUUCGAAUUCAUCUUGAAGUAUGGAGGUGCACAUGGUGCAGUUGCUCCGACUUGGGAUAAGGCAACUAUGCCAUGGGCGGAAGCUUACAGGAAUUUGGGUGCUACAAGCGGUUUGCUUGCCACCUUUUUGGCAAAGAAGGGUGCCAUGUCCGAGAGCGAUAUCCUGAUAGACAGGGUAUCAGACUACUUUUCAGAAUUCAAGCCCAUUAUUGACGAAUGGCGCACAAGAAUUUAUCAUAUGGAGUCCAAUCUCGACGGGGCCAUUGUUCACGAUCACAUCUUCCAAAUGCUCGUCAAAUUCAUUAUGAAACUUGACGAUGAAAAACCCACUCCAUUGCCCUCUCCAGUAGAUCCCCCUGGUGCUCCCCCCAGUGCUCCCCCCAGUGCUCCCCCUAAUGCUCCCCCUGGUGCUCCCCCUGGUGCCCCAAGUCAUACCAGUGCUCCCCCCACAGCAGGGCCUUCGCUCUGUCGUUCAUUAAGGCUCAGCACACUAGCAGGCCGGACCUCAUGA